Molecule: messenger RNA, 1629 nt
Organism: Helianthus annuus (common sunflower)
Lineage: Eukaryota; Viridiplantae; Streptophyta; Magnoliopsida; Asterales; Asteraceae
Exons: 1
Coding region: 1-1629 (542 amino acids)
Source: RefSeq, a predicted model, not a curated record
AUGGAUACGAGUUGGAUGUCUUUACCAAGAGCUACUACUGAAUAUGAAAACGGUCUUGACAAAUUUCUUGAUUUUAUCUUUACUACCGAGGGUAAAAAUGGUCAAAUAUCAUGUCCAUGCAUUGAUUGCGGUAAUCAAAUAUGGGUUGAUCGGGAGGAGGCUAGAACGCAUCUUCAAUGUGUCGGGUUUAUUAAAGGCUACAGAAUUGCACCUUUUAUUUCCGAAUCAUGUGAAACUCCUAUGUUGGAUGCUGAAGAUGACAUGCAAGGGUUGGUGCAUGAUGCAUUCAACGAGUUUGGUGAGAAUAGACAUGAAAAUGAAAUAGGGACACAAAAUGAAAGUCAGAGUAUGCCAAACACAAAUGCGAAAAAGUUUUAUAAAGCGUUAGAAGAUGCAAAGAAAGAACUAUAUCCUGGGUGUAAGAAGUCCUCGGUUCUUUCUUUUAUCAUUAGACUAUUUCAUAGUAAGUGUGUUGGGAAGUGUAAUGACAAGGGUUUCAGCAUGAUGCUUGAUACAUUGAGGGAAGCCUUCCCAUAUGCUUCCAUACCGAAGUCAUUGUACGACCUAAGGAAGAUAAUAAGAGAAUUAGGACUUAGUUAUGAUAAAAUUGAUGCAUGUCCUAAUGAUUGUAUGCUAUACUGGAAAGAAAACAGUAAGAAAACAGAAUGUGAUAUAUGUCAUAAGUCAAGGUAUAAAGCAAAUGAAAAUGAUCCUGAUGAUGAGUUAAACAUACCUGAUACGGAUAAGAAGAUUAAGAAGAUUGGAGCAAAGGUUUUACGUCAUUUUCCGCUCAUACCACGGUUGCAAAGGUUGUUUAUGUCAUCUAAAACUGCUGCCUCCAUGAGAUGGCAUGAAGAGAGUCGCACGAAAGAUGGUUACUUGAGACAUCCUGCUGAUUCCCCAGCUUGGAAAACAUUUGAUUUUAAUUAUCCUGAUUUUGCCAGUGAGUCUCGUAAUGUCAGGCUUGGUUUAGCGAGUGAUGGGUUUAACCCUUUUAGAACAAUGAGUGUUUCUCAUAGUACAUGGCCUGUUGUUUUGAUGCCAUAUAAUCUACCUCCUUGGAUGUGCAUGAAACAACCUUAUUUCUUGUUAUCUUUACUUAUACCUGGCCCAUCAGCUCCUGGGAACAAUAUAGAUGUUUAUAUGGAACCGUUAGUGGCUGAGCUACAGGAGUUAUGGGAUAUUAAUGGAGUAGAGACUUAUGAUGCAUCGACAAAGAGUAACUUUCCUAUGCGUGCUUCUUUGUUAUGGACGAUAAGUGACUUUCCUGCUUAUGCGAAUUUAUCUGGAUGGAGCACAAAAGGAAAACUUUCAUGCCCUUGCUGCCAUAAACAUACAAAAUCACGACGCUUAACUCAUGGCAACAAAUAUUGUUUCAUGGGACAUCGUCGAUAUCUGCCAGGUGAUCAUGCUUUUCGAAAAGAUAAGAAGUCUUUUGAUGGCACAAAAGAAACGGAGAGGCAACCACGUGGCUUAACAGGAUCAGAAGUACUUGAUGAGCUAAAUGGUUUUGAAAUUAAAUUUGGAAAACUUGUGAAUACCAACCUUGAUCUACCAUUUAACUGGAAGAAGAGAAGUAUUUUUUUGAGUUACCAUACUGGAAAACUAACUUGCUACGCCAUAAUCUAG